CCUUAGAUUCAGUUGCAUGGCUGAACAGGCAAGUGGAAAGUGAAAAUGAAACCCGGAAAACCCAAAUGAUGAAAGGAAAGCUGUCCUGCAGGAUAAAUAGAAGAUGCAGGAGAAUCAGCACAUAGUCAAAGAUGUAUCGCAAGUGGACAAGUUACGUGAGCCCCAGCAGAAACCGCCUGAGAACCACCAUGAAAAUCGAAACGCGUGUGCAUGCGGGGCUCGUUUGCCUGGUGCUCCUGUCUUCUGUUCAAGUCUCAGCGCUGGACUGCAACUUUCUGAAACACCGGCAAAAAGUAUUUAAUCUGCAGAGCCUGGAGCUGUGGCGAGAGAUGAGCACAACGUUCUCUCCAGAGUGCCUGAAGAAACCGACCACGUUCAACUUUCCUACAAAGAUCCUGGAAAUACGCGAGUCGCAACCUGCCACGGAAGCAAUCUAUGAAAUUCUCCGUGGGUUCUUUCACAUCUUGAGCAAUGAUUCACUGAAGACUGUCUGGAAGGCCACACACAGAGAGAGGUCUCUCCAGAUGCUGCAUGCGCACACCAAAGUCCUCAAGAGUUGCCUCGAGGGGAAAAAAUCUACACCCGGGAAGUUAGAGGAACGGAGAAACAAGCUGGAGCUGAAGAAAUAUUUUCGAAGGAUCAGAACUUUUCUCAGAGUGAACGGAGGCAGCACCUGCUGCUGGGAGUGCCUGCAACACGAGGUCCAAGCAGGACUCAUGCACGUUGACAUACUGACAAAGAGAAUGAGGAGGUAGCAAACCUCUGCAACCGUCACUCGAGGAACCGUCGGAGCGGAGAAAUGGCAAACUGACAGCGAAUAUUUGUGAAACAUUCGCAGAGACAAAUUAAGGAAGCUACAAGCCACCUCACUGAAAUUGCCAAAGAAACGGGAAGAGCUAAAGGGGCUUUAUUAUAUUGAAUGUACAGACUUUGUAUAGGUGUUUUAUUUUUUUAUGAAGCUUGAUAUGUGUUAUUUAUUUAUUUAUUUAU
Podarcis muralis (Common wall lizard) is the source of this 990-nucleotide messenger RNA. Its product is annotated as interferon type A3-like. Gene Ontology annotation, cellular component: extracellular region. The record is from RefSeq and is a predicted model, not a curated record. Gene Ontology annotation, molecular function: cytokine receptor binding. Gene Ontology annotation, biological process: defense response. NCBI's taxonomy places the organism in Eukaryota, Metazoa, Chordata, Lepidosauria, Squamata, Lacertidae.